CCUCGAUGCAGCGGCUGGUGCUCACAGCCGGCAGCCUCAUCGCCGACUUCCAGCUCUCGCACAGAGGCAUAGGAAAGGGAGGGCUGGACGAGCAGCUGGCCAACUCGCCUUUCACGCGGACCUGGGGGCUGUACGAGCGCGUCGCCGAGGCGAAGGACACGCCGCCCACCCGUGCCACGCCGCCCGCUGGCCUUCGCGACGCGGAGAGCUUCGCAUCGCUGGAGGCGGUGGACAUUCCUGCAGCGCUGCGGGCAGAGGAGGAGGCACCGAAGGUGUUGCCGCUGACGGCGUUCGAGGAGGAGGCGCCAGCGCUGCGGCGCGUCGGCACGCCGGAGGAGUCGCGUCGUGGCCCUCUCGAGACGACCACCGUGGUAGGCGCCCGUCCCGUCACGCCGCCCGCUGCCCUUCGCGACUCGGAGAGCUUCGCAUCGCUGGAGGCGGUGGACAUUCCUGCAGCGCUGCGGGCAGAGGAGGAGGCACCGAAGGUGUUGCCGCUGACGGCGUUCGAGGAGGAGGCGCCAGCGCUGCGGCGCGUCGGCACGCCGGAGGAGCCACAGAUGGGGCUCGCGGUCACGGCACACCGAGUUCGCCUGGACGGCGAUUUGUGGGGGCGUGUGGUCGACGAGUGGCCGGACCUGCUCGAGCAGGAGUUCACCAGCGAUGUGUGCGAUGCCACGGGGCUGCCGCCGACCUCGAUGCAGCGGCUGGUGCUCACAGCCGGCAGCCUCAUCGCCGACUUCCAGCUCUCGCACAGAGGCAUAGGAAAGGGAGGGCUGGACGAGCAGCUGGCCAACUCGCCUUUCACGCGGACCUGGGGGCUGUACGAGCGCGUCGCCGAGGCGAAGGACACGCCGCCCACCCGUGCCACGCCGCCCGCUGGCCUUCGCGACGCGGAGAGCUUCGCAUCGCUGGAGGCGGUGGACAUUCCUGCAGCGCUGCGGGCAGAGGAGGAGGCACCGAAGGUGUUGCCGCUGACGGCGUUCGAGGAGGAGGCGCCAGCGCUGCGGCGCGUCGGCACGCCGGAGGAGUCGCGUCGUGGCCCUCUCGAGACGACCACCGUGGUAGGCGCCCGUCCCGUCACGCCGCCCGCUGCCCUUCGCGACUCGGAGAGCUUCGCAUCGCUGGAGGCGGUGGGCAUUCCUGCAGCGCUGCGGGCAGAGGAGGAGGCACCGAAGGUGUUGCCGCUGACGGCGUUCGAGGAGGAGGCGCCAGCGCUGCGGCGCGUCGGCACGCCGGAGGAGUCGCGUCGUGGCCCUCUCGAGACGACCACCGUGGUAGGCGCCCGUCCCGUCACGCCGCCCGCUGCCCUUCGCGACUCGGAGAGCUUCGCAUCGCUGGAGGCGGUGGACAUUCCUGCAGCGCUGCGGGCAGAGGAGGAGGCACCGAAGGUGUUGCCGCUGACGGCGUUCGAGGAGGAGGCGCCAGCGCUGCGGCGCGUCGGCACGCCGGAGGAGCCACAGAUGGGGCUCGCGGUCACGGCACACCGAGUUCGCCUGGACGGCGAUUUGUGGGGGCGUGUGGUCGACGAGUGGCCGGACCUGCUCGAGCAGGAGUUCACCAGCGAUGUGUGCGAUGCCACGGGGCUGCCGCCGACCUCGAUGCAGCGGCUGGUGCUCACAGCCGGCAGCCUCAUCGCCGACUUCCAGCUCUCGCACAGAGGCAUAGGAAAGGGAGGGCUGGACGAGCAGCUGGCCAACUCGCCUUUCACGCGGACCUGGGGGCUGUACGAGCGCGUCGCCGAGGCGAAGGACACGCCUCCCACCGGUGGCACACCGCCCGCUGUCGUUUGCGACUCGGAGAGCUUCGCAUCGCUGGAGGCGGUGGACAUUCCUGCAGCGCUGCAUGCGCCGGAGCAGGACGAGGCGCCGGCGGCCGAGCGUGCCGCGGAGCCGCAGGAGACCCGCAUGGCUGCGUCGGCGGAGGCGCGGCCGUCGCGCGAGCUCUGGCAGUCCGUGGCGGAGCCGGAGGGCUACUCGCGCAGCGACCUCGGGUGUGCGGAGCCUGCAGCGCUGCAUGCGCCGGAGCAGGACGAGGCGCCGGCGGCCGAGCGUGCCGCGGAGCCGCAGGAGACCCGCAUGGCUGCGUCGGCGGAGGCGCGGCCGUCGCGCGAGCUCUGGCAGUCCGUGGCGGAGCCGGAGGGCUACUCGCGCAGCGACCUCGGGUGUGCGGAGCCUGCAGCGCUGCAUGCGCCGGAGCAGGACGAGGCGCCGGCGGCCGAGCGUGCCGCGGAGCCGCAGGAGACCCGCAUGGCUGCGUCGGCGGAGGCGCGGCCGUCGCGCGAGCUCUGGCAGUCCGUGGCGGAGCCGGAGGGCUACUCGCGCAGCGACCUCGGGUGUGCGGAGCCUGCAGCGCUGCAUGCGCCGGAGCAGGACGAGGCGCCGGCGGCCGAGCGUGCCGCGGAGCCGCAGGAGACCCGCAUGGCUGCGUCGGCGGAGGCGCGGCCGUCGCGCGAGCUCUGGCAGUCCGUGGCGGAGCCGGAGGGCUACUCGCGCAGCGACCUCGGGUGUGCGGAGCCUGCAGCGCUGCAUGCGCCGGAGCAGGACGAGGCGCCGGCGGCCGAGCGUGCCGCGGAGCCGCAGGAGACCCGCAUGGCUGCGUCGGCGGAGGCGCGGCCGUCGCGCGAGCUCUGGCAGUCCGUGGCGGAGCCGGAGGGCUACUCGCGCAGCGACCUCGGGUGUGCGGAGCCUGCAGCGCUGCAUGCGCCGGAGCAGG
Molecule: messenger RNA, 2712 nt
Organism: Leishmania mexicana MHOM/GT/2001/U1103
Lineage: Eukaryota; Euglenozoa; Kinetoplastea; Trypanosomatida; Trypanosomatidae
Exons: 1
Source: RefSeq, a predicted model, not a curated record